AUAAAUUUAGUUAUUGCUUAUAAUAAUUUAUACAUAGUGGUAUAAUUGUAAAAUUUUUAUAAAAUUAGAUUCAAGAUUUACCGGGCUACUGUAGAGCAAGAUGUCGGACGAUGUAAAGGUUUUGCUGAAGGAAGCUCGUGAAUCCUUCAAGCAGAAUGAAUAUUUGGAAACUAUGAAGAAAUGCAAAAAAAUCUUGAAGAAAGACAAAAGCAAUUAUACAGCAUUAGUUCUAUUAGCUCGUGCCAUGCAGGAGAUCGAAGAAUUUAAAUCACAGGUUACCUUGGUUCUUCAAAAAGCAACUGAAAUACAACCAGAUAAUCCAUUAGCCUGGCAAGGUUUAGUGGCACAUUAUGAAAAAGUGUCACAGAAUAAUGAGGAUUGGGAAAAGUUGGCUAUAGCUUAUUGCAAACUUUUGAAGUUAGAUAGCGAUACUCCUAAGUUUACACAUUUUGUAAAUAAAGUCUCUGAGGUUGUGUUGAGGAUCAAGAACGAUGAAGUACUGACUGAAGCAUUGAACACAUUGAGCAUGUUGCGAGAAGUUUCUACCAAAGAGAAGACAAGUUUAAUUGAUAAGACUCUGGCCUGGGUUUUAACAGAAUAUCCUAAGAAUAAUAUACAAAAGUAUCAGGAGCUCUAUGAGAGUGUAUUAGCAUCUGUAAUAAAAGAUACAGAUCUGUUGAACAGACAAGAUUAUUAUAGGAAGUAUUUAAAGAUAUUAUAUGAUUUCAAAAAGUUCAAUGUUUUAUUAAUAGCAGCCCAGGACAUGUACACUCAAUUUCAACAAGAUGCUUGUUCUUUAGAAUGGAUAUGCCGGAUCUAUUAUGAAGAAAUGAUACUGAAUGGAACAAAAUUUGAAAUCAAUAUAAUUCAGUUUUAUGAGGAUCUUUUAAAGUUGAAUGCAAAUUCUGACAUUGCACUGAUUGCAAAGGCAACAUAUUUAGAGAGUACAGAUAAGAUUAUCAAUUCCCGUGAGUGUCUGAAUCAAGCAAUCUUGUUGAAUGCAAGAUCCUUCUAUGCUUGGUUGAUGUUGAGUCGGGUGCAGUAUAAACUCUACUGCUGGGAAGAAGCUGAGAAUGCUUCUAAACAAGCGUUACAUUUGAUAAAACCCAAUUUAAAGGACAAACUACAGUAUGAUAUUGAAUUGAGAUUACUUGAUGCAAUGAGUAGGAGCAGCAAUGAACAAAAGCUGAUACAAGCGCGGCAGAGGUGUGAAGAGUUGAUGGAGAGUCAAUUUUCCGCACAAUUGCAAUUGAUAUAUGCACGAAUAAAUAUAUUGCUGGACAAUACCUAUGCUGUCGCGUUAGAUAAUAUGAAGGAUCAGGACGCAAGUAAAAUCCAAUUCCUCAAAGCGUUGCAUUUGAAGAAACGAAAGCAAUACGAGGAAGCUAUUAACACCAUCGAGCUAGCGUUGGAUAAUUCUGAAGCCUGGUUGCUGUUUGGUAAAAUAUAUUGGGACAUGGAAGACUACAACCACAGUCUGAUAGCUUUCUUGAACGGCGUCCAGGCGGAUAGCAAUAAUUGGGAGUGCCUGGUUUAUCUGGGACAUUAUUAUCGCGAACAUGGUAACGAUAUAGAUCGUUCGAGAAGAUGUUAUCACGCUGCAUUGCAAAUUAAUCCGUUUUCCGAGGAAGCUGGUGUCGGACUAAGCACAACUUAUCGACUUCUUAAAAACACCGAUGCUAACAUACAGCUGUUGCAAAAACUAACCAUGCAAGAUAAUGGGCCGAAAUGGGCUUGGCUCCAAUUAGGUCUGCAGUACUUGGAUCAAGGUGACGCCGCAGAAGCCAUCAAAGCGUUGCAGCAUGUGAUCAGGGCUGAUCCUAACGACAAUCACAGCUGGGAAUCUCUGGCGGAUGCAUAUUUAAUACGCGGCGCUCAUACAUCAGCAUUGAAAUCGUAUCAACGCGCGCUACAGCUGAAACCAGGAUCCUUGUAUCCCUUGAUACAACUUGCAAACAUCAAAGUGCUGAUUGGCCAGUACAACGAAGCCAAAGAAGAUUUCGAGAAUAUAUUAGAAAAUGAUAAACAAUACAUUCUCGCAUUAAAGGGCUUAGCUGAAGCGUGUUUGGGUCUGGCGAGGGAAAAUAUCACAAAACAAUUUCUGUGCCGUGCGAGAGAAAAUCUACAGCAAGCAGUAGAUAGCCUAACUGAUGCUGUUAUGAUGCGCAGUGAUCUGUCUUGCAAUUGGAAAUUGCUCGGCGAUGUGUGCUAUAGGAUAGUCACUCUGCCUGAAAAAUAUUGCUACAUAAGAGUUAAGCCUAUUUUAAUGAAUUACGAUAGCACUGAGCACUAUGUAAAGGUUAAAAGAGACGAGAUACUCACGUUGUCAAUAAGAUGUUUCUGCCGGACGUUGUCUAUCACGCAAAAUUCUGCUUUGCUGUGGCACGAUUUAGCGUGUUGUUAUUCAAUGCAAUUGGAACGUGAUUCUAAAAUCAAUAAGAAUGACGUGGCAGCCAAGUGCUUUGCUGCUGCAAAGCACGCCAUUAAACUUUGCCCACAAUCAUGGCAACAUUGGAACCUUCUGGGUGUUAUUUGUACAUCGCCGUACAUAAAAAAUUACGCGCUUGCUCAGCAUUGUUUCAUUAUGGCGAUUGACAGAGAAUCGAAUAAUGCGAUAGCAUGGAGCAAUCUGGGGACGUUAUACUUGCAUCUAGGAGAUAUCUACAGAGCGAAUGAAGCAUUUUCUCGAGCCCAACGCGCGGAUCCUAGCUAUAUCAACAGCUGGAUCGGUCAAGGAUUAAUUGCGGAGAAGUCCUCGAGGAAGGAAGCGAUGGACCUGUUCCGGCAUUCGACACAACUAGGCUACCACGAUCAAGCGGCUCUAGGCUAUGCUCACUGGGUGCUUACUACUCUCCUGAAUCCCACAAUGAAGAAAGAUCCGUUGUUCAUUUAUGUUAUCAAGAACAUGCACGCGAUACCCGCAGCAGCGGAUGUUCUCACUUGGUAUACAGAACGCGAACCAACCGAUGUUUGUGCUCUGAACACCCACGGUUUAUUGUUGGAACGAUUAAAAUUGUAUAACACGGCGGCUAAGCAACUCGUCACGGCUUUAGAACUGAGCCAGGGCGAAGAGAGGGAUAUGAUAUCUAUAAACUUGGCACGUGUCCUGAUUAAAAUAGGAAGAUACGAAGAAGCAGUGGAAUUGUGCAGACAAGUGAAAAAUGCAAGUUUCAACUCUCAAUGCCACUUAGCAUUAAGCUUAUUCAAAGCCAAACAAUACGAAGAAUCGUACAACACGUACGAAGCAGCUCUACACUGGUUGGCGGACACCGAAACGCGCAAAGCGAAUGUCUUGUGCGCGAUGGCCGCGAUUGCUUACAUCUUCCAAGGGGCAGACGCUGUUAAGACCCUGCUGUUCCAGUGUAUACAAAUAGAACCGCCUACCAUAGCCGGCUUGUUGGCGACCGCUGCAUUAGGAAUUUUGCAUGACGAUUCCAAUCUGACCUCUUUGGUGCUGAAGGAAUUGAAACCGUAUGAAGAUAAUCACGAGUAUGGCCACCAUGCCGUCACAUUGUCCGCGUAUCAUCACGUUAUUCAGGGAAAUCUCACCGAAGCCAUACGAAUUUUAAGCAAAGCUAUUUUCAAACAUCCCAAUGAUAUUAGAUAUUGGGUGCGCCUUGUUAGAGUUUCGCUAUUGGACACAAGCCUGGAUCUCUUCCGUAGAUGUGCUCAAAUAGCACUGGUUCUAAGCAGGAAUACGUCCAUGACUGACAUUGUAUAUGUCGCUUGCGCAUCGGCGUACAGUCACUUCGGCACGAAAGAAGGCCUCCGGCAGGCUCAGAAAAAUAUAUUUACAUAUCCCACUAAUGUUGAGAGCUGGGCUAAUUUUAUUGCCGCACUUGUGCCCAGAUGCGAAGAUGGGGAUUCAAAGAUCAAUCAUCAAUGGGUAUCGUCGUUAAUAUCGAUAGUGAAAUCGCAAUUCCAAACUUCUGAAUAUAUGUCACAAUGGCUGCUUCGCAACGAAAAAAAAAUUAAUAGUUCUUAAAUUAAUAAAACUUUGCAGCAUGUGAAUUAGGUAUACUAAUUUAUUGUAAUUUAUUCGAAAAAUAUGUGACAUUUAAUAUGUAUUACAAAAAGUAACAAAUGUAAAUUAA
Molecule: messenger RNA, 4094 nt
Organism: Linepithema humile (Argentine ant)
Lineage: Eukaryota; Metazoa; Arthropoda; Insecta; Hymenoptera; Formicidae
Product: superkiller complex protein 3
Cellular component (GO): Ski complex
Molecular function (GO): protein binding
Source: RefSeq, a predicted model, not a curated record